AUGCCCUCAUCGCCUGAGAACGCGGCAGCCCUGACGAACCCCCAGCCCGGCAUUGGAUACCUAUACCAACAGCACAACCGCAACCGAUCGCGAGGAGUCGACACCGUGCAGACCCGAGGGCGGAACAUAUCGCGAUAUGAAUUUGGACGAAGAGACCGCUAUGGGGAGCGCGUUACGCGUAUCUUCCCCAGAGAGAUAGCAAAGUCUCCGCAGUCUGCAACGCGAUACCAAGCCUCCCCUAAUCCUGCGACCUCGCCUCUCAUUUCCGCUUUUGGCACUACCACAACAACCGCCGCACACUACACCAGCGAGUGGACAAAGUCGUUGCCCUUCUUUGCUGGACAAGGCCCACCCAAUGGAAGAAGCUUGAGCGGCUCGCCCGGCCAGAACUUCGGCGUCUCCAACUCCCCACCUACCAUUGGGGGCAGGCCGAUGAGCCACCCGAACCACUACCCCAGUUUUGGCGGCAGGCUAGGCGUCUCCCCGCGCCAGUCGCCACCCCGAGAUCGCCGUGCGUCCAUGUUCUCGCAGUAUUCGCAGCAGCCGCCGCUCCCACACCAGCCACAGUCACAUUUCUAUAAUCUGCCUGAUGUCGACUUUGGGUUGGAUGCCCCACAGGGCGAGAUGACACCUGGAGCCAACGGCUACUACUGUGGAUUUGACACGCUUGACGCAGCUGGAGACAAACCAUCAUCACGGGUGGGACAGAACGCACUCUUGGUGGGUUAUGAGGGUGGUCUUGACGCCUUUGAUGUGAGAGCAUCGCACAUGAACGUCUUGGGAAGGGUGGAAGGCCUAAGGGGUGCAGUUAUUGGUGCGAAGAUAGUGCAGUGGUCUGGCGGUACAGACCCUUGUGCAGACGAUCGUCCAUUGGUUGCACUUGUCAUUCACGGACCACUCUUGGAAGGUGUAAAGGAUACCCGCCACUCAAGUGGCUCUUCUUCUGGCGCUUGCACCGAUGAGAACGAAGGCUCGUCGAGCCCGCCCACCCGUCCAGCCUCCGCUUUGGGCGACACCAACUUGGCAGACGUGACUCACUAUCAGACGACCGUUGAGAUAUGGUCCCUGAAAAAAGGCACGCAUGUCGCAACGUUGUACAAGGCCCCGCCAGUGCCCCUCACUACACCAUUGGACAGCCCUGUCUUUCAGCCCCCGCCUCCAGUGGGUGAUCUGCGGAUCGACGCCAAGGGUAAAUUCGUAGUGGUUGCUUCGGGAUGCAGCGGUGAAGUAUUUGUAUUCACACCGAAGGAGGAGGAAGCCCACCCGGCGUCGUUCAGAUGCAUCGGAAAGGUCUGGACGACGGUUCAAAUCCGUGAACAUACCCCGACCCCCAGCUCGGCGAGCUCGACGGAGUUGAACAGCCUCGAAGGCGAUAACGUGGUUUCUUUCGGCAAUCCUCUGUUUGCGCUCAGUGAGCGCUGGAUAGCCGUUGUGCCUCCCGGGUCAUCUUCAUUGUACUCUCUCAACGGAACCACACUUCUGUCACCCUCCCAACCAAAGCCGCCGGGGAUGACUACUCACGCACCACCUCCACCGCCUUCUGCAAACUGCCAAGUCGAUGCUCCUGAAGAUAGUUUCUUCAAAAACGCUUCUCGAGAGGUGGCUCAGCAAGCCAUGAAGGGCAUGCAGUGGGCUGCCAGUACCGGCAUGCAGGCGUGGAAGAGUUACUGGAGCAACAAGCCUGCGAGCGAGCAGAAUCCGAAUGGUACCAUGCCAAUCGACAACCAGGGGCAAGUGUACUUCCCACCUACUCACGGACACAGCCAGAGUCCUCCGCAAUCCAGCAAUGAGCCGUCUUUGGUCUCCAUCUUUGACAUGCAAAAGAUGGCGGAAACCGAAUCCACGAAAAACCGAAGCACUCUUCAGCCGCUCACCACCUUCACGGCACCUCUUGGCUGCAGCUUCUUGUCCUUCUCACCCAGUGGGCUGAUGUUGAUGACUUUCAGCAAGAAAGGAGACAAUCAGUUCGUCUGGGACUUGAACUGCAUGCACCACACCAGCUCUCGUGGCACACGUGGCAACAGGUCCUCACAAGCGCACGUGCGGCAAGUUGCAAAGUUCACGCGCAUGACCAUCGCCAACAUCGUUGAUGUUGCAUGGUCUGCUGGCAAUGCCCGUCGGCUUGCAAUUCUGACGGACAAAGGAACCGUGCACAUGUAUCCGAUGCCCGCAUCUGCAUUCCAGUGGCCGCCACCAAGGCGCGUCCGCAAACCGAAUGAGCAACCCAAGAAAGAAGUUGUGGAAGAACAGCCUCCGAAAGGAAGCGGCAUCAUCGGCUCAGCUGCUCAGAACAUCACCGGCAAAGCCAAGCCUUUCUUCAGCUCUGUCCGCAACCGUGGUGGCAGCGUGGGGUCUGGCUUUAGCUUGAGCAACCUCAGCAUGACUCCCGCUGCCGGUGCCAAAGGUGGAAAAGCCGUCGCUGCUGGCAUUGGAAAGUCGAUUGGUGGUGCUGCCAGCAAUCUCAAGCAUGCUAGCGACAACAAGCUUCAGCUGCCUUCCUUGGUCAACGGCGUGAACGCAUCAUCGGUGGUCUGGCUCGUCAACCCGAAGUACCGUGAUCCUCGCAUCGCGCUCGUUUCUGGUGGUGUUUUGACCAUUCACAAAGUCAACUUCAAGGAGGUUCGUAGCAAGAACGGCAGGCCCCAGACACGCAUUACCAAGCAGAAACUCGUCGAGUACGGCCUGAACCCAAUCAGAGAUAGCACUAUCGCUCCCGCUACGUUUGCGUAUCUCACCUCGAAGCCAGGUGAAGAGCCUGCGCCGCUUCCUGGAACUGGAAGGUCUGGAGAUUCUUAUUGGAACCCGAAAGCUCCUGCCGUCGGUGCGACCAAGGCAAAGGGCAUGAUGGCUCAUCCACUAGCCACUGCGGAGAUUGAGACCAAUACGCCUUAUCAGCCGUUCCAUACCGACAGGCGGAUUGACCUGUUCAUCAACGACGUUCCUGCCCAGGAUCAUGUCGAAGGUGAAGCCGAGCAGCAAGUAGAAGAGGAAGUCUCGAUUGCUCAGGCGAUUCAUCACGUUGAUGACUGCACUGUCUGGGCUUUUGGAUCUGAUAUCCCCUCUGUCAAGGUCACUCUCCCGUCAUCGCACGCUUAUGACGACGAUCCUUUCUCCGACGACCUUCUCGGCCUUGACAUGAACGGCAAUGGUCCGGGCGCAGGUGGUGCUGCCGGCAUGGUGAGCGACUUUGCUCUGCGUGAGGGUGACGAAGAGAUCGAGCAGGUCGUCGUGACAACCAGGCGCCGUCGCCUCAAGCGCAAGGAAAUCGACGAGGAAACGGAGCCUGACGAAGGCUUCUUCGAAGACGACUGCGAGGUUUGGGACUUCGCUGGCGAUAGGGUGUAG
Diplodia corticola is the source of this 3345-nucleotide messenger RNA. RefSeq lists its product as uncharacterized. The record is from RefSeq and is a predicted model, not a curated record. The coding region runs from base 1 to 3345 and encodes 1114 amino acids. NCBI's taxonomy places the organism in Eukaryota, Fungi, Ascomycota, Dothideomycetes, Botryosphaeriales, Botryosphaeriaceae. Gene Ontology annotation, cellular component: cytoplasm. The transcript has 2 exons. Gene Ontology annotation, biological process: autophagy; response to starvation. Gene Ontology annotation, molecular function: protein binding.